Molecule: messenger RNA, 624 nt
Organism: Micromonas pusilla CCMP1545
Lineage: Eukaryota; Viridiplantae; Chlorophyta; Mamiellophyceae; Mamiellales; Mamiellaceae
Exons: 1
Coding region: 1-624 (207 amino acids)
Source: RefSeq, a predicted model, not a curated record
AUGUCCCACCAGGCGCCGCACUACGACACCGCCGCGAUCGGCAAACUGUGGCAGCCGAUCCCUAAGACGUCCUGGGGCAGAGGCAUCGCGAUCGUCGCCGCGGCGUGGCUCGGCGGCGUCGCGUCCGCGAUAGCCCUCGGACGCGCGGCGCUCCCUCCCUCGUCGUCGUCGACGCGCGACGACGCGCCCGCCGCCUCCGCCUCCGCGCCCGCCGCCGCCGCCUCCGCGCCCGCCGCCGCCGCCGCGCCCGCGCCGCGCGCGACGAAAGGCGCGGAGGCGGUGUGGCGCGGGACGUUCGACCCCGGGUCGAACCCGAGGGUGACGCGCCAGAGCGUCGCGCCGGAGCGGUCCUACUACGACACCGUGCGCGGCGGCGAAAACGCGCCGUCGACGCUGUGGCAAGAGACGCUGAGGAGUGAGGAGAUGAACAAGUACAACUUUCACGCGCUCUCGCGGGACGGGAAGACGAUCCAGAAGGAAGACCUGCUUAGAGCCUUCGGACAGGUGGACGUGGACGCGCUCGCGAAGGACGCGGACACGGACGGAGACGGUCGGAUAUCCCACGCGGACUGGCUCAGGAUGAAGUCCAAGCUCGCGGAGGCGUACGAGCGCGCCGGAAAGUGA